CUCAUAUAUUUUCGUCUCAAACUCUCAUAUAUUUUCUUCUCUUCUCUUUCCAGCUUACAACCGUAAUUCGAAGCUUGUAAAGUAGUCAUCAAUGGCGGAAGCAUCGCUUGCAAUUGGGCUGAGGACGGCGUUUGUGGUGCUCGGAUUUCUAGCCACCGCCACCGUCAUCUACACCGUCGUCACUGACGGCCUCCCUUUCCGCAAAGAGCUCCUCACCCCAUGGAUGGCAGCAACCUUAGUUGAUUUCUAUAUCAAUAUCCUAGCCACAGGGAUGUGGAUAAUCUACAAGGAAUCUAACUGGAUUUCCUCACUUGUUUGGAUGGUUUUGCUUAUAUGUUUUGGAAGCAUCACCACAUGUUUGUACGUCGUUUUGCAGUUCCUAAGGCUCACUCCUCAAGAAUCACAGUUAGAUCCCAUCUACUUUGUUUUGCUCAGAAAUAAGAAAAGUCCUUCUACGGAGGAAGUGGAGUCGAAGAAGAGUAUACUAUCCGUUGUAGGUGCGCGGUUUCUUUUCUCUGUCUUGGGCUGUCUCAUGGUAGCUACAUUGGUUUACACCAUCGCCACAGAUGGCUCACCCUUUCGCCAAGAGCUUUUGACUCCGUGGAUGUCAGCGACGCUCAUUGAUUUCUAUGUUAACGUGAUUGCUAUAUCGGUUUGGGUGGCGUAUAAGGAGCCGAGCUGGAUGAGAUCAGCAUUAUGGAUCAUUUUGUUGAUAUGCUUCGGAAGUGCUACCACGUGCGCUUACGUUGCCCUACAGCUCUUCCGUCUCUCGCCUCAGGACCCCGUGCACUUUGUUCUCUUCAACAGUGACAGCAGGCAAGUUCAUGAUGGCAGUAAACGACGGCUAUAAAGGAACUCUACAAAAGGAAACAUAUACAAAGCUUGUUAGGUGAAAUUGGAAUUUUUGAACAAGAUAAAUGCUGAUACGCUUUUAUGGAACAAUUUUUUUUUUUUUUUCAUGUGAAUAAUAUUGCAAUAGUGCUUUCUAAAUUUUCGAAUGUGGGAUGAGAAAUGAGCUGAAAAUAUAGUGUAAAAUUUAGAUGCAUGGACAAACUAUGAAUGUAAAAGCACCAUAUCCUGACAAAUGUUUCGUUUAUACAUUUUCUUUAAGAUAAA
Messenger RNA from Salvia hispanica, 1116 nucleotides. RefSeq lists its product as uncharacterized. The record is from RefSeq and is a predicted model, not a curated record. Lineage: Eukaryota; Viridiplantae; Streptophyta; Magnoliopsida; Lamiales; Lamiaceae.